Molecule: messenger RNA, 1092 nt
Organism: Cylicocyclus nassatus
Lineage: Eukaryota; Metazoa; Nematoda; Chromadorea; Rhabditida; Strongylidae
Source: the annotation of a GenBank genome assembly
AUGUUCAGACUUUUUCUGAUUCUCACUUUAGUGCAUUUCAUUUUAGCUAAAGGAGGACGAGGUUAUAAAAUCAGUGAGCAUGCUGUCAACUCUGGCAAAUUUGGCUACACUGGAUGUCCUUCAAAUAAUGAUUUCUACUACGAAGGUAUAAUUACAUCGCCGCUUUAUCCGGAUUCCUAUCCACCAAGUACUGAAUGCUACUAUUACAUGACAGCUGCACCAGGAAAAGUCCUUAGCUUCAACUUCACCCAUUACGAUUUGGAAACAUGCUGCGAUUACGUGACAAUUUACGAUGGAAAUGGAAUAAAGAGCCCCAAACUUGUGCAAUUUGGUGGCCCAGGAGCAUCAAUCCUAACUCCUGAUGGGAUCUAUAGAACCACGCAACGAAACGCCCUUGUUACAUUUCAAUCCGAUAAAAUUAUUCAGCAAAGUGGAUUUGAAUGCCGAUACGACUCAGUGUACACUGCAACACCAUGUAAUCGCGAUAUAAUACUGAUGUUGAGCGGGCUGUCAACCGUUGGUUCUCAAGACAACUUCGUGAAGCAGCUGAACUUUGUCGCUAAUGUUCUUACUCCAACCUGGACCGUUGCUCCAGACAAAAUUCGCGUUGUCAUCAACCUCAUUAUCGAUGCCGAUUAUGCUGUAGUCUGGACUACAGAUGAUUUGGCAGAUAAUCAAAAACUCACGCAGGCUAUUCUUGGCAUGACUGAAGAUGUUCCAGACGUUAGUCAGAAUAACAACACCGACAUUACGAGUGUUUUCAAAUACGCUCAAGGAGCCGUCAGCUUCGAUACGGGUGAAGACAAAGAGCGAAAUGGCAUAAGCAAAGUUGUCAUCGCAUUUGUACCGCAGGAUCCAAACAAUGAUCAAGAUUUCUAUGAAGCUAAAGAGUUUGCACAUACUAUACAUACUACGGACAAUAGCAAGGUGAUCGUGGUGGCAAUGGGAAAAAACCUCGAUGUUGCUCGACUCAGCCAACUUAGCUACGGAAGUGAAUUCACAUUUUCUGCUGACUACGACAAUCUGGCAAGCUUGAUUCCAGCCAUAAAUAAGGCCAUCUGUGCCGAUCCGUUAAGUAGUUGCGGUGCAUGA